Molecule: messenger RNA, 2971 nt
Organism: Nomia melanderi (Alkali bee)
Lineage: Eukaryota; Metazoa; Arthropoda; Insecta; Hymenoptera; Halictidae
Source: RefSeq, a predicted model, not a curated record
UUUGCCAGCAGCUCCCUGCGUUGCUUUGCGUCGGCCGACGGGUAACCAGCCGUGGGGUCACCAGAUAAAUUAUGUCAAACGGAGUGGUGUUACGAACGUGAGCGACUUCGGGAUCCGUUGUGCUUGCACAGGAAAAGUAUCGCAAAGUGCGCGUUCGUAGGAGUCCGGUGCGGUUCCGAUGCGAUUUCGAAAACUGGCCGUCGUUUUUCCGGGCUUUCGUUAAAUGAGUGCUAACUUUGAAUGAUCGUUCAAGAACCUGUGCUUUGCUACUCGUCCCCGCACAAAUGAAUGUAUCUAUAUCGAUUUCAUUUAAAAAAUCAUGCUGACCCUGCACCAUCGAUUAGAGGAGACGUUUAUCCGAAGAUGGGGUUGAAGCGACGGCGCAACAAAGAGGGGACUCGAUGAGGUGAUUAAUUUUUCGGCGGCCGAGGUGGUGUAGAAGAAGAUGAUGACUGCCAUGGCUAGGUUGCCUUGUAAGCAGACUUCGCCUUCGCAGCAGCAACGGGUGAACAAUUUUGGGAACAGUCGAAACACCUACUGGGACAUGCAGCCCAGGAAUCCGGCACCCCCGUACGUCAGGAAUCAUCAUCGGCACGUGGAUCAUACCGGGAAGCGGAAGAGCGCGGUCGAGCUGCUCCAGGAGACGAAGGCCUUCUACGUGAAGAGCGAGACCGUGCUGGACCGGAAGCAGGAGUUGAAGAACAGCGGGCAUCUUCAGGUGUCGCAGCUGACCGCGCCGGGAGCGCCGCCGAGGCUGCUCAGGAAGUGCGGCGGUACCGCGGCGCCGACAUGCUCCAUGCAACCGACGUCACCGUCGCAGCUGCCACCCGCUCAGCUGACGCCACCCUGUUGCUGGGCAUCCUGCCACGAACAGGACAGGCCGGACGGGAUUCUGAAUCCUCAACAAUCACUGCCACCCGCGCUGCCACCGAAGAGUCCGCGCCUGGUUCCCGUUCCGCAGCGGCGCACGAUUUCAGGGCCGCCGAGCAGCACCGGCGGAGAUCAGCUGCAGACGAAGCUGCGUCGGCUGCUGAACACCGACAGCAAGGAGAAUGUAUUUUUCCCCGACGGGCCGUCGCAGUCCGUCAUGCAGCCGAACGGUAUCCCGCAGGAGGAGAAAUUCCGGUACUCGCCUGGAAGCCUGUCGCCGAAUUUCCGCGACGAGGAUCGCGGGAAGCACUGUUUGCAGCAAGACGCUCGCUUCAAAUUCGGGCGAAGUAACUCGCACUCGCACACUUCCGGUCGGGCCGGAAGAAAAUCCACCAGCUCGCCGUCGGUGGAGAACACGGUCUGCCACAAAUCUUUGCCUGACCUUCACACGAGCACCCGGCGUCGAGCGUCGCUGUCGCCGCGCGCAUCGACGAAGUCGACCAAGCCGUCGGGCCACCAUCCAUCCUCGAACAAUUGCCCGGAUUGCGAAACUAGUUCAGAUUAUUCGGAACACAGUUUCAAGCGGGACUCUGUUUGCUACCGCAGUUCCAGGCAUAUCCGACGUUCUUUGGGUUCCGGCGGCGGCGAUGCCAGCAGCGUGCUGUCGUCCGGAGGUCGAACUCAAAAAUCAUCUGGCUCCAGUAAAUUGAGUCAUGGAGCAACCGCGAGGGACUCCGGCGGAUCAUCCGGGCAUUGUACUCACAGGAGCGAACCGCCGCCAAUUAUACAAGACUGUUGGAGUCACAUACGUCGUGACAGUGGUGCAUCUACCCAACACUCGACGGAAAAGGAUCGCUCGAGGAAAGGUAGUUACGCUAACGGUACCCCGCUUUCUGUCGUGAGACAUUACAGCCCCGAUUCCGAAAGUAGCAACAGUCAAACGGAUUACAGUCCGACGUGCAAUUCGAGGUUUUCCGACGGCUGGAAAGAAGGCCGUGGUCGACCAAUUCUGAGAUCGAAAUCAGAUAUCAGUGAUCGUUACUGGCGUCAGGAUAACGGUCGAUCCAACAAAGUACCUGCUCGGCCCCCACGGUCAAUCACUCAGCUCGAGAACUUCUUCGACCGUUUGGGUCUUGACUCGGAUAAUUAUCAGCGUAUCACUGAACCAGACUCAAAGACAUCGUCUCCCGUAUUUUUUGAUAGCGUUAGUUCCGUCGACUCGGCGUUAGGCCUUUACUCGUGGGUCGGCAAUAACCAGACGAACCAGAGCAGUAGUCAAUGGCAGAACAAUAAUUGCAGCGUUGGCAUGGGGAACGACGAUUGCAACCAGAGGGCCAGCGAUCCGCCGAGCAUCGUGGAACGGAACGCGCGGAUCAUUAAAUGGCUCUGCCAGUGCAGGAAAGUGCAGUUCGGUUAUAGCUAAACAACGAGUUCGCGGAACGGGAACAAUCGGAUAGCAACCAUUCGGUCUUGGCUAGCGCGUGCAUUCAAGUCAACGAAUGUUAAGGGUUUAUCAUCUUGCCAACGAUAGUUUUCACGCGUCGCAGGAAACUAUGCCUUAAAUUUUCAUUUAACUAGUGAAAGGUAGUAGUUAAACGUUGAACAACUAUUCUCUCGCUUCGUUGAGUUACUAAUGCUACACAGGAGUGGGUAGCAUCCUUAAUUUAUGAUGACUUCCUAUUCGCAGAAGAACAUGUGCCAUCUACUUUUGUCAUUUUUGUUAUGGAUUUUCCUGUCGCGUCCUUUAAAUCACCGCUAAACAAUUUCAGUGUGACAUUUAUCUCUGUUUUUAUCGGUACGUUUCACGUCAAAAUUUGUAUAUACGAUUCGACCAGACGGGGACGGCUGUCUGAUGUUUUACAGUCAUGUAAAAUUUUUGCCUGUUUGAAUAGUUUUGUUUUUUAGGGAGUAAAUUUAUUAUUGUACGUUAGUUGCGUUAAUGUUACAACGAGUUUAUACGUCUGAAUAUUAAAUGCGCUCCGCGUUUGUGGUUUAUUGGUUAUGAAGAAUUUAUAUAUAUAAAAAAAAAGAGAUGUUUGAAGUUUAUUAGAACGUUUUACUUUAGGGUAAUUAUUGUAAAUUGAAUGGUAGAUUGGUCGUU